AUGCAGCUGGCGAUCCUCAUUCGCCUGCCGGCCCACUCGCACGCACCCGCAGCUGCAGUGUGCUCAGCGUUCAAGGCGCUGAUGAGCAACUCAGAGUUCAAGAUCCAGCGCCGUGCCGCGGGGUACGAAGAGCAGUACCUCGUCGCCGCCGCCGGCUACGGUGGCAACUGCUGUGCGGACGCUGGCUGCGCCGUGCGUACGGCGUCAGGCUGGGCUCGGCUGCCAGACCUGCCUCCGCACAUGCCCGAAAGGCCAGACCUUCCGGGCGUGAGCGAGAGCGCAGCCGUCGUCGUCGGCGACAGCUUCUACCUCCUUGGCGGCGAGGGCUCGGGCGAGCCGGGAACCGGCACGGACAGCGUUUUCUCCAUCCAACCGCACCGGCGCGGCUGCGAUCUCUCCUGGCACUAUGAGCCAAAGAUGCCGGCGUCGCUUUGCUACCACGUGGCUGGCGCGCACGAUGGCAUCAUCGUCGUGACGGGCGGUCGCUGCGACGAUGACGCACAAGGAUGGUACGGCGAGACGGGCACCUCGAGCGCGUCGACGUUCCGGUUCAACGUGGAGAGCGGGACGUGGACGGAGGGCGCACGGAUGCCAGCGCCGCGUCAGGGUGCGGUGGGCGCCGUCAUCGACGGCGUGCUGCACGUGCUCGGUGGCUUCGCGGAAGAUUGGGAAGGAGGCGACGAGGACGGACGAGUCUAUGACGGGGCCAUCGUCUACUCCUAUGACGUUGCUGCCAACACGUGGAAGGAGCGAGCGCCGUCCGGCCGACACGUUGUGCAGUGGAGCACGUACCACGAUGUGAUUUCGGCGGUGGCGAAGGGUGGCAAGAUGUACUUGCUCUCCAAGGAGACCGCGUUUACAGCCAAUUCAUACAGCACGACCAUCCACCUCUACAUCUUCGAUCCGGCGACCUUCACCUUCACGCGCGGCCCUGACCUUCCAUCGAAUCGCAGCACUGGCUAUGGCGGUGUCCGUCUCGGCGUGUUCAAUGGCGAGGUGACUGCCGUUGGCUUGUUCCGCGAUCAAGGCUGCUACGUCCUGGACGAGUGCCGCGAGCACUGGAACGCGGUGACCCCCGCCGAGGGCGCCACGCACUUCGUCUGCCCCAUGACGUCAGUGGCGACAGUCUACAAGUGA
Molecule: messenger RNA, 1137 nt
Organism: Emiliania huxleyi CCMP1516
Lineage: Eukaryota; Haptophyta; Isochrysidales; Noelaerhabdaceae
Exons: 1
Coding region: 1-1137 (378 amino acids)
Biological process (GO): negative regulation of cytokinin-activated signaling pathway; regulation of phenylpropanoid metabolic process
Molecular function (GO): protein binding
Source: RefSeq, a predicted model, not a curated record